This is a messenger RNA of Aspergillus niger, 2151 nucleotides long. RefSeq lists its product as uncharacterized. Gene Ontology annotation, molecular function: phosphatidate phosphatase activity. Bases 1 to 2151 code for a protein of 716 amino acids. Lineage: Eukaryota; Fungi; Ascomycota; Eurotiomycetes; Eurotiales; Aspergillaceae. Gene Ontology annotation, cellular component: nucleus. The record is from RefSeq and is a predicted model, not a curated record. Gene Ontology annotation, biological process: triglyceride biosynthetic process; fatty acid catabolic process. The transcript has 5 exons.
AUGCAGUACGUCCGAAGUAUCAGCGGUUCCGUCUCCAAGACGUGGAACUCCAUCAAUCCAGCCACCUUGAGCGGGGCAAUCGAUGUGAUUGUGAUUGAACAAGAGGAUGGAACUCUGGCUUGUUCACCUUUCCACGUUCGAUUCGGCAAAUUCUCCUUGCUCCGCCCGUACGAGAAGAAGGUGGAAUUUUCCGUAAAUGGUGUAAAGCAAGACUAUGCGAUGAAGCUGGGUGAAGGUGGGGAGGCUUUCUUUGUCUUUGAGACAACAGACGAGAUCCCCGCCUCGCUGCAGACUUCGCCCCUGGUUUCUCCAAGCAGCAGUCCCAAGAUGCGCAGUGAGGAGAAUCUUCCUCCAUCGCUCCAGGAACCCGAUUACCUGGACCUCGAUCGAUCAUCUAAUGGCAAUUUGGAUGGGAAAUCUUCAACAGCCCUUCCUGUGCUGUCGCGGAGUAUGCGGGCAUCGAGCGAUUUAGUGUUGUUGACCAAGAGCCGCUCCAACAGUGUUAGCGUAGCGGACCAAGUAUACGGAAUGCAGUCCUCUGGCGCCAGCGCCGCGAGCGAUGAUAUGGGCCAGGAUGGUCGUUCGAGAAGCCCUCCGCCAUUAACUCCCGAAGAGGCGAUGUCUCGCGCCGUCUCGCUUUCGAAGAAACUCUCCGGAUCGAAUAUUCCGUCUCACGUUACCGAAACGGGAGACCUCAUGCUCGACAUGACUGGUUACAAGAGCAGCGAAGAGGAUGCUCUGCGAGCGGAAGUUCUUGCACGGAAGAUCCUUGCCGAGGAGUUGGAGGGCCCCUAUGACAUCGGGGCUCUCAUCGGGGCCGACGAACAUGGGAACCUGUGGAUCUACAGUAGCGAGGAAGCAAAGGAGGCUGCCAAUCGCCGAGCUACGUUCAAUGCGAUGCGACCGGGCUCCGCCAUGAGCGAGCAUGCCAUCUCCGACCCGGGGUACCACAGCGACAGUGACAAGUCUUUGCAGGACAAGCCGCUACCCAGCCGGCACUACCGCACCCAGUCUGAUGUCCAACCCGGCUUCCCUACCCCACCGCAGUCACCGACGCCAGAAGCCCAAGAGCCAACUCGAAACUAUGCAAAGACCCUCCGUCUCACGAGUAAUCAGCUGAAGGCCCUGAACUUGAAGCCUGGUGCGAACAGCAUGUCGUUCAGCGUCAACCGGGCUACUUGCACGGCGACGAUGUAUCUAUGGAAUGGAAAUAUUCCUAUUGUAAUCUCCGAUAUUGACGGAACCAUCACCAAGUCUGAUGCUCUUGGCCAUGUGUUAAACAUGAUUGGGCGUGACUGGACUCAUGCUGGAGUAGCCAAAUUGUAUACUGACAUUGUCAACAACGGGUAUAACAUCAUGUACCUUACAAGUCGAUCCGUUGGCCAGGCAGAUACGACGCGGGCUUACUUGUACGGAGUUAAUCAGGACGGCUGGCGACUGCCCAAGGGGCCGGUCAUCAUGAGUCCUGAUCGAACCAUGGCAGCACUCCGACGAGAAAUCUACCUGAGGAAGCCUGAGGUGUUCAAGAUGGCAUGUCUACGGGAUAUCUUGAAUUUGUUCAAUGGGAAAGAGAAUCCCUUCUACGCCGGGUUCGGCAACCGUCUCACCGAUGCGCUGAGUUACCGGUCGGUGAACAUCCCGUCCACCAGGAUCUUCACGAUCAAUUCGAAUGCCGAGGUCGUCCUGGACCUUCUUAGUCUAAACAAGUACAAGAGCAGUUACGUUUCGAUGACGGAGCUGCUGGACCAUUUCUUCCCGCCGGUGAGUCUGCUGGUCCAGGCUGGUGGCGAAGAAUACACCGACUUCACCUAUUGGAGAGAGCCUCCUCCGGAUCUGGAGGACUUUUCCUGCACAGACAGCGAAGCAGAAGAAGGUGACCAAGAGGAGGACGAAGAUGAGGAGGAGGAAGACGAGGAGUACGACGGGGAGCUGAGUGACGAGGAAGCAAGUGAUGUCGAUGAGGAUGAGGCUGGAGAAGAGCUCGGGGCGAGCUAUAUCUCGCAGGACUCGGUCGAUGGAUCUGAACUGAUGGACAGUCUCAAUCUCCAUGCUGCCGAUGAAGACAUCGAGGACGAAGAUGAGGUCGCCUCGGAAGAGGAGUUGGACCCUCCUCGUCCAAGCCAAUCCAACCCUGGCUCUCCCAAACGUUGA